GAGAGAGCGCCCGGCCCGUUCCUUCCCGGCCAGACGAAGCGAGCGAGCGGGGCAGUGAGGAGCGAGCGAGGCAGUGAGGAGGCAGGUAGUCAGAGGUAAAACCAAGGGAGCAGUUGCUGCUGCAGGGGAGGCGAGGCGAGGCGAGGCGAGGCCCGGAGACCUGACCAGACCACAGCACCAGUCUUUUCCUCCUUCUUUGAGCAACUAGAGUGUCGCAGCGCAGUCUGCCUCGAUUUUUUUUUGAAAAUUUGUGCGCUUGACCACUCUGCCGCGGCGUUGAGCAAUCUUCCGUUGUCAGGGCUCUGCAACGAUUGAGGCCUAAAACGCCCAUUUGGUUAGGGUUUCUGUCACUCUCGGCUAGGCCUGAUACAGCGUCGCUGCCCGUCAUAACGGCUCAGCCUCAAGAAGAGGCUGCAAACAUGAUUCAGGGCUUGAUGCCUUCCGGAUAUGAACAAGGAGAUUAUAGAGCGCAGCAAGGACCCAAACGGGCACGUACAGACGGUGCUGUCCGUGGGGAAGGAGAUUGGACUUGCCCACAAUGUGGAAAUGUUAAUUUUGCUUUCAGGACGACAUGUAAUAUGCGCAAAUGUGGAGCAUCUAAGCCUGCAGAGGGUGCGCAGAGGGCUAUCGGAGGGCCCAUGGUUGCUCCUGCCAUGUACGAGCAGGCACCAGCCCCUAUGUAUAUGGGAGGACCAGGUGCACCACCUCCCCUACCACUGGCUCUACCGGCAACUUAUGGAACGCCAAUGCCUAUCGCUCCACAGGCAGUGACUUCAAGUGUUCCUUACGACUACGGCGCAUCAGUCAACGCAGUUCAACCUUACCAGCCAAUGCCCAUGACCGCUUCCUAUGGGCCUCCAGGGGCUGUAAUCGGUGGAGGGCCUGGAUAUGGAACUGGACCUGUGAUGGAUGGAUAUGGGAUGAGCAUGGGCAUGGGACGAGUACCGCCGAUCGCUGGGCCAAGAGGAGGACCUGUGAUGGGAUACGGCGAAGAAAAUGGCUCAAGGAAAAGGAGAGGAGGGCCGGAUGGUUUCUCCGAAGGUGACUGGGUUUGCCCCAAGUGUGGGAACACAAACUUUGCUUUUCGAACCACAUGCAACAUGAGGAAGUGUGGUGCUCCGAAACCUUCGGAACCGGCUAAUAGGUAUGGGAGUGGUCCAGCAGCACGAGCCCCUGCAACUCAGGGUCCACCGCCAGACGGGAGUUGGACGUGUGAAGCUUGUGGGAACGUAAAUUAUCCUUUUAGGACUAAGUGCAACCGCAGGAAUUGUGGAGCAGACAAACCUACAGAGCUGAAACAGACAGCGAAUUCUAGUUCUCCUCUCCCAUCUGAACAGGUCGGUAAUUAGUCUCGCGUUACAUUAUGCUAAAGGUAAAGUUGUGUUUCAGCAGUGUCCGUCCCUUGCAUAGAAUUGUGCGAAAUGCGGUGCUUCUUGUUUGCUGCUGAUAGUUGACAGCUGUGACUUAACUUCGUCAGAAAGUCACAAGGAUUUCAUGCCUUCAUGUUUAGUGUCUAGCAUGCAUUUUAAGUGAGUAGUGUAAUACCUGAGCCAUGCAGUGUUGGCCUAUGAUUGAUUCUUUCCCUCUGCAACUGUUCCAGUGAGUGCCCUUGUCGCACUGUGAGGUUGGAGGUCCAGAGUGGUCGUCGACAGUGCCAUUUUCUACCAUUCAAUGGUGUGUCAGGAGUCUGUUGAGGGGUCAUGUUGCGGCCGUCUUCUAUGCUGUCGUCGCGGUCAAGUAUUUACAGAAGGGCCACCCAUCCAUAGGGAGUUUAGCAGCUGCUUCCAUGGAUGGAUUGGCAUAUAAUGUGUUUGGCGCCGUUGUCACGUCAGCGUCAGCCGUAUGCAGCCUAUCAUGUAGCUUGUUUUGGAGUUCCAUGGAGUGACGUGCAGUGAAAUGGUAGAAGCUUGUCUGCAGCCGUGGUUGAUGUUAAUAUAGAGGCAUUCAAGCAGGGUUGAGGAGUCCCUUGAUAUCAGUUAGGUGGGACUGUUUCACAGAUUCAUUCUGAAGUCGUUUUUGGUCUUCUUUGGGGUAGACACUAGGUGCUUUUGUUAUAGGUUAAGAACAUUUCGGGUGUAGGUUUUGUCGCGAGCAUAUUUGAGUGUACUUCAAGAUGAGUGUAGUCCAGUCAGGCUCGUGCGUUAGAGAUAUUAAGGAGAAUAUAUACUGUAAACUGUAGAGAGCCUAAGGUUUAUGUUCAACCACAAGGCUGAGGGUAGACGAGGGCUCUGGAUGGUGUCACUGUAUCUUUUUGUUGUCACUAGAAUUUAUAGAGUCUAGGGUACAUAUCUCCGUAACGGAGAACUUGUGGUCAGUAGAGUCUUCAUAUGGGCUUGGUUGUCGAUCUAUUUCUCGUAUCCCCAUCUUGCAGAUACAAGUUCAAUGUUUGUCCACCAACGUCCGAUGCCACUGUUUGAAAGUCUUCAUGCCUAUCAGGUUUUUAAGUGAGUUGAUUUCCUUAGUGUAGCUGAUUCUAACGCCUGAUAAGGAUUACCAUCUUUCACUACUCAAUGCCGGUGGGUUGUUUGUAUACUUGAAUGACGUUUGUUGCGGAUGAGCAUUUGGGAGUAACGAAGGAAGCUGCCCCUGAAGGCGCUGCUACUGUUCAUUCACUCCACCUACUCUUGCUGGAGACAUGGCAUUGUUGUAAGAAGCCAUGUUUGUUUAAGCUCAGAUCCAGUUGUUCUUUGUUGCAUAUUGGAACAAGAGAUGUUGGCGAGUGUAGUUUGGAGAAGCAAUUUGAGGUAUCGGCAAUGUCUUUCUAGAAAUCUGGUGUUAUGCAACUUUGUUCGUGAUCAUUCUGUCACAACUGUAUCGAGAUUUCAUUCCUCAGGGCUGAUAUGUGGAAUCUGCCUGAUCCCUUUUUGAGGUUUUGAACAUGUGAUCUUCAACUUCAAGACGGCCUAAUAUCUGGUGCAGGAUCCUGUAUUUUUCUGCAGCGAUUGUUCAUGCGAACCGGUCUUGUCACUACCUUGAAUCAUCACUUGCCUUUCUAGUCUGAGCCCUGUUUCCCCAACUGUGCCCGAGGUCAGCUUCCGUGUCCAAAUGAGAUUCUUUGUCAAAGAAUAUCGUAGGUAAAAAUAAGAUUCCAGUUCUGAGUUCGAGUACGUGGUGUCGAAAGACGUAUUGGCGUAACAUGGAGGUUUAUUUUGGAGCAUUACAGGUUCGUUGUGCCUUUAGGAACAACCUCUCAUGAGCCGGAAAGAAAGCCUUCAGAAGUAGCAGCAAGCAAGAAGAGGGUAACUCAAAAAACUUGCAUUUUUGCGCGGGCUGUAUAAGGGGAUCUGAAUAUAGUCCCUCAGGUUUAUUUAGAACCCAAAGGAUGAUAACUAGUUUACUCUCUCCUUCCAGUUACCUCCUUCCAGUUACCGUCUCAUUUUUCACGACCCUCCCGCGUCUUCCACAUUCGCCAAUUAUGUUACUGCGAGUACACAUAAAUCAGGCGGGUAGUAUCGUCCCGUCUUCGCUUGAAAAUCCUAAUCAGUGUUUUUUUGUUUACAAAUGAUUAUAGGCUCCCUAUCCUUCGCUGACCUAAACCUAUCGAGUUAUUUGAAAGCACAGUCCAAUAGAAAUUCAAGUGCCCACGUUGUGUCAGCGUGCCGGUACAUACUAGCAACCAGGAUAUCAAAAUUUACGAACUUCGGAUGGUGUAUUUCCACCGGUUCUACCCGACAAACCGUCGUUCCAAGUCGAUGAAAACCCUGCAUAGCCGUUGGUUAUUCAAACAAUGAGGUUAAAGACGCCUGUCUGUGCAGGAUUUAUC
Messenger RNA from Marchantia polymorpha subsp. ruderalis, 3763 nucleotides. Lineage: Eukaryota; Viridiplantae; Streptophyta; Marchantiopsida; Marchantiales; Marchantiaceae. The record is from the annotation of a GenBank genome assembly.